Messenger RNA from Caenorhabditis angaria, 10472 nucleotides. The record is from the annotation of a GenBank genome assembly. NCBI's taxonomy places the organism in Eukaryota, Metazoa, Nematoda, Chromadorea, Rhabditida, Rhabditidae.
AUGCUCGUCGCCAAAUAUGAGCCGGGUAAAAAAGGGUUAGUUUUUUUAAUUUCGUUGAAACAGUUUAUAAUAAUGGAAUACAAAACAUAUAAUGUUGAAGUGGGCGACUUUCUAUUCAGGCAGCUUUUCAAAAAAUAAAGAAAGAAAGGCAUUUUUGUUUGAAACAGUCAUUUGAAAAUUUUCAAUUGAAAAUAUGUGGAAGAAUAAAUUUCAUACUGUCAAACGUUAUGGCUUUGAUGAAGAGUAAGUUUCUAUAUUUAUGAUUUUCUGUAGACUGUUUUUGUACAUAUAUAGGCGAAAACACAGUCGUAAACCAUGAAUUUUUUGUAUGAAUAGUAAAAUGAAAAAUAUUUUGGCGAAUAAAGUUAUGAAAAAACAGAAUAAAGUUUUUUUUCGGAAAACAGAUGUUUCAUUUGAAUCUGCUAAUUUAUAAAUCCUCCAAAAAGACCUGUAAUUCUAUUGACAAAACAUGAGAUGGAGAAACUAAGGGACUGCUUUUUUGAACCUUAAAUUUAUGGGGUUUUCGAGGCAAUUCAAAAUCUGAACGUUUCGAUUUGACCUAUGAUUUUCAUGAAAAAUAUUAUUAACAUUUUGAAAAAACUUCAUUUUUUUUUUGUCAUGAGAACGUUCUUGGAAGAUAGGUGUGACAGAAACUUUUGUCAGACAAAUUCUAUAGAUCAACAAAGAUCACUCCCAUAAAUCAGAAUCAUUUUUUUCAGAAACAUAUCCCAUCAAAUUCCAUCAUCAAUUCGUACCAUAACAAAUACUUCGCUUAUCUCUUCCUCUUCCGAUCCAUCAUCCCAAGUCAUCAAGGCUUCUGGAAUUCGAAAUGAAGACGAAAAACCCCUAUGUACGCUAUAUGUUUCAUUUCCUGAUAAUCAGGUAAGCAAUCAUGUUUUUCUCGCUCAAGUGCAUAAAAAACACAGUUAGGUCAAGUAGUGUCGUGAAAAAAGCGACAAUUUUCACCUCACUUCCUUUCCCAAAACAUUCAACAAAAAAACCGUAAUGUUUUUUUCGUUGUUGUUAUUGUUUAUAUUGUUGUUUUUUCUGUCUCGUUACGAGGUUGAGUUGAAUAUAUUGUCACUCAUGAAUUGUUCUGUGUAUGUUUUUUGUGGUUGUUGUGGUUAAUUAUUCAGAGGUGUUUUUAUUUAAUAUUGUUAUUAGUCAUUUCAAGGUCUUUUUUAUUAGUUUUUCAUAUAGUUUUGAUGAAUAUAUGAACAUAGCCUUGGAUUCGAUUCAUACCUCAACAAGAGUUGGCAUUUCUUUAUCAUAUGACUGACUCAUCCUUAUUUAUUUUUCCAUUUUUUUUGGUUUGCCAUAAGUCUCCGUUCUUUUUGAAAAAAAGUUUAAGAAAAAACCAUCUGAUAUAAUAAAUAUAACAAAACUAAACUUAAAUAAACAUUUUUCUUCAAGAUUGUUACAAAAGCUUAUCAUUCUGCCAUUGUUUCAGUUUUUCUUUCUUCCAGAAUAAAGAAGUGACAACUUCUCAUAUUUUUUCGAAUUCGAAACCUCAAUUAUAUCCACAAACACGACGAACAGUUUAUAAAACAUCGAAACAACUCAAAGGUUAGUUUAUAGUUUUUGCUUGAUAAAAAACCCCUUUGAAAAUUCAUUUCUGCCAAAACCAUAAAAUUGAUAACACUUUUGUUGUUCCGCUUUUUCUUUUCCUCUUCUCGAUCGGAAAAAAAGAAACGAAUUUAGGAAAUGAAAUAUUAGAAAAAAAAGUUUGGAGAAGUUUUUUUCUUCUCGCUGUUCCAAAGUUUUAUUGUCAAUAAUAAUGAGAAGACGCUUGGCAUACAUUUCAUUUUUAUUGUUUACAGUUAAAAUAAUGCUAAAAUUUUUGAAGAUGAAGAAAACAUUAGGUAAGAAAGUCCGUCGCUAAAAAAAAGAAAUUUGAAAGUCUCAUGAUAAAAAAUACGUUGUUUUUUUCAUGGAUAAACAAAUAAAAAUAAAGUUUACUUUUCGACUUUAAAUUCUUUGACCAAACGAAAAAUAUAAUCAAAUUCAGAGUAGAGUAAAAAUAUGACCCUGGAAAAGUAGAAAAAUUGACUUCAAAACGGUCAAUUGAACAUCUAAGUAACAACAAAAGAAACGAAAAUCCAAUCGAAAAACGGUCAUUUGACCUCACAAAUUUAUUUUUUCUACGGCUUUCCAACAAUUUCAUUCUUUUAUUUAUUUGCAUUUAUAUUCAGUGUUUUUUUGGCUUCUUCGGUUUGCCAAAAACAUACUGUAAGUCAAAUAUUGUCACUAUUUAUAUAACGAAGAUUUUAUUAUUCUCCCUCCUCACAUCACAUUCAUAUUUAUUGAAUUUUUCUGAAACCGAUACCUUGAUCAUACAAGAAAAAUGUUAUCAAGAUAUAUGACUGAAAUCCGAGGUUCGUUUUUGUGUCUGUUUAAGUUGUAAAAAGUGCACGUUCGGGGUUUUUCGCGCAUCCUGCCUUUGUGUAUACCAAUUGCAACGCAAAUAAACUUGAGUUCAACAACAAAAUUUUUUCAGUAAAACUUUUGAUGUGUCCCAGUUUGUUUUAGGCCACUUUUGUUGGAAAAAACAUAUUUUACUCUAGAUUUUUUGAUAAUGGCUUCUUUAUCGGAUGGUGCGUUUUUCAAAUUGAAUGUUUUUGCUACGAAUAUACGAGCUUUAAUAAAUAUAAAUUUAUUAAACAUUUGAAAUCUUUUAAGAAUCGGCUGAACGGGCUGAAAAAAAUUUCCAAGAUCUGAUAGUUUUUCAAAAGUUCUUUCAAUAGAGUUUUUUUCUUGAAUAAAUUCCAAAAGCACUCUUUAAAAAAUCCCUAAAAAUGUCAACGAAAUUUUAUCAAGCUUCACUUUUCUCCAAAAAUAUUUGAAACAAAAAACCAUCGUUUGUUGAGUACGCAUUUUUCACUGAUAAAGAACACCCCAAACUUUGGACAAAAAAUCAACCAAAUAAAAAAACGAAACGAAAUGUCUCAAAUCCUCAUAAAAAAUGGGACAUACGGUUGAAGAAUAAAGAAGGAUUAUGUUUUAUACGUAUAUAUGAAUAUAAACGAAAGAAAUAACAAAAACCAGUAGUUCCUUUUUUAUAUGAUGCGGAAAACUAUAUUUUCUAGAGUUCACUUUCAGCAAGGUAGUAGUUUUAAUAGUAGUUUUCCUAUUUCCAUAAAGUGAUUUGAAAAGAAAACAAUUUUUCAGACGGGAACAACUCUCAGAUGUCUAUGACAUCUCCAUCCAUUUACACCGAUGAUGAGAUUUAUGGAAGACAUCGACUUGGAAGCACUGCAAAUACAAAAGUGAGUUUGAUGAAUCCCUGUUUGUUUCUUUGUUAUCAAAAAAUAUGUGUAGAAUUUUUCUAGUUCUCUUUUUGGAGAAGACCCUCUUCAACUGAUAAAUUCCAUAGUUUUAUUGAUGUUAUAAUCAAUUUCACUCGAUCAUAAACUCAUUGUGAGGAAUUUGGUGCUUUGCGAUCAAACAAUAUUCUGCACGCAAUCUAGUUUGAACUAUUGUGAAACUUUAACAAAAAAAAUGCAAAUGUUUAAUAAAUAGUACCAGUGUGUCAUGGUACAAAAAUAACUGAACUUCAGAAAAAAUUUAGUGACCAAAAAUGAUUUUUGAAAGUUAUAUAUAAGCAUAAUUGUUCUGUAUAACUUUGCUCUGCUUUCAACUUUUAACAAAAAAUAUUACCAUCUUCAUAUAACAACUUCAAGAACUUGAAAUGAAGAUUUCAAACUAGAAUUUGUUCCUCAUAGAGUUUUCGAGAAUUUUUCACGAACAUUUUCCGUUUAUGAUUCAACAUAAGCUUAUUAUCAACUACUUCUAAAAAAUAAAAUUUCCCUUUCUCCGAUAAUAAAAAUUAUGUGACACUAGAAUCAAAUUGCUCAAAAAUGUGUAAUCAUAAAAUGGUAGUAAAUAGUUCCUCGUGUAGAAUCGAAUUAUUUUGUUGCAUCAGCACUAUCUUUUUUCCUAAUUUGAAACAAACAAACAAAAAAGAUAGCAAAGCACGUACGGGAAGAGUGAUCCAAAAAGAAUCAAAUUUCAGACAUCAUCAACACGUUCAACACCGACUCAUCUUUAUGAUAAUCAACUUGUACAGGAAGUAUCAUUAACAUAUUCAGCGCCUUAUACAUCAGUUGCAAAACCAAAUCAACCAUUGGCAGUUCAAAUUGGAACACCAAUUGCAAACUCAAUUGAUGAAUAUUCUAGAAUCUAUGAAGAAAAUGGUUUGUCUAUUUACUUUAACAUACAUAUUUGUGGAGUACUUGAGUUCUUUGUAGUGAAUGUGUGUAAAUUUGAUUUUGAUUUCAAUUUUUUUUUCACAGUUUCAAAUAUUUUAAAGCGCUUACGCUUUUUUGAUAUUGAAAAAUGAUGACAGGUUUCAAGAUUUUACGAGGUUUGAAAUGAUAAGAAAUCUGAACGCAAACAAACAGAACUGUCAAAAUUUUGGAAAGAAUUUACUCGUUUUUUGAAAAAAAAAACAUAAUAAAGAAAAGGUCAUGCAAAUUAUCUACGAGGAACAUUUUUCGGAAAACAAAACUAGAAUUUUGAUUUUUUUUGACACAAUGCUAAAAAUAUACAUUUGUUCAACUGGUGACUAAUAAAGAACUCAAUUUUGUGUGAAUAGUAAACACCUCCGCCCUAACUUGAGCCAACUAACAGGAAAGACAAAUAAGGCAACUCAUUCUUUUUCAGGCAACAACCUUCAUUCUUAUUAUUCUGACUAUUCUGGCCAGUAUAUCUCACAAUUAGAGGCCGAUAAGCAGAAACAGAAAAAUUUGGAAUCCGUUGAGCGGCUUUUGAGAUCUGGUAAAAUUGAAACCGAGUUUCCUAGUAAGCCUUUGCCUGUGAAUUGUUAACAUCAAUACCAUCAAUUUUCAGUCAAACAUUCGGAAAGUUCACCAGAAGAAAUUCCAUAUUUUUCCGCUCAAUCAGCAAUUCAAUCGGGAAAAACAACCCCAAUUUAUACACCAAGAGCGACACCAGUUGUUGAUAGUCGCGCAUCUACCGUACGCCUUCCAAGUUCUCUUUCGCAUAAUACUAUAAUCUCUGAAAGUACAACUAUUGAAGAAUUAACCACAAUAACCACAACAAAGUAAGUUCUUGUUUUUUUUUCCUUUGAAUUGCUUUCUUUGAAGUAAAUGUGUGUAUUUUCCGAUAAUUUUCGAUAAUAUCUUGUUGUUCUACUUAUGAUUUUUUUUCGGUUUCUGUCAGUCAGCCUAGCCUUUGCGGAAUAAUUUUUGGUAAUUAUUAUUUUUCAUUAAUUUUUGUUGUAUUUUCAGCCGUCGUAAAGAUACAAGCGAUAUGCCAACAGUAAAUGCUUUAACCGAACAAUUUGAAAGAAGUGCUAAUCAUGAGAAGAAAGAAGCUUUGAAAUCAAGAAAGAGUCCAAAUUAUUCUACUACUAAUAAUAUCAAUAAUAAUAGCAAUGGGCAUGGUAAAAAUUCGAGAGUUGUAGUAAUUAAUCGUUCAAAUCAUAACCGUGAGUUUCAAAGAAAAACUUCACCAAGUUAAUAAGGAAAUCAUUUUUAGAAUAUUCAAAUAGCCAUAAUAAUAAUCGUGUACGUCAUGUUGAAAAACCAACAUAUUCACCAACUGGAAUCGUUACAACUACAAUCGUUGACAUUGAACCACCCGGUUAUGGUAGACGAGCAAGAAUUGAAGAAUACAGAGUGAGAUACGCCUCAAAAGUUAUCAAUUAUCUUUCUAUUUUUGAAAAUUCAGAUUGAAGAAGAAUAUCGGUCUACCAAAACUUAUCCAGCUGGAUAUUAUCAACAACAAAACCAACAAACUCAACAACAAACAAAUCAAAAUCAAACCAGAGAAGAGGCUGUUGAAAUGUAUGUAAGAUCUCAAUCGAGAAGUGGUGCAAAUUCAAGAUCGAAUAAUUAUGCACCAGAUACACCAUCUCCAACAGUUCGAAAUGUAAUUGAUCAAUUUGAAACGAGAAUUGAAGGUGAGUUUUGUGGGGUUUCUCACAAUAAGCUUCAAAACAAAUUUAAUGUUUUUUAUAGAAAGAGGAGGAGUUCGAUCAGUUCCCAUUGAGAAAGAGAAUAUUCCACGAUCAAUUUCUAGAGUUGAGAUGAAUGUUAGUGAUGAAAAACAAAAAGAACAUAGUUUCAAUGAGAGAGAAAUCAUUAUUCAUCGUCGGGAAGUUGAGAAACCUAGACCGGUUGAAGUUCCACUGCCAGCUCCAAUUGUUAAAACGUUUGAGGAAACUACAACAAUUAGAAUGGAAGGAAGUCCAAUGAGAUAUGAAGAAGUUCCGAGAGUUCAUUUUAAUGAAGAAGUUGAACAGAAAGUUGAAGAAAUUGAAGUUGAACCAUCAAUUAUUGAAAGUUCACCAAGAGUUCGACCAUAUCAACCAGAAUUUAUUCGAACUUAUGAAGAAGAAAUUACAACUACUGUUAGAAGAGAUGGUGGAUUUGGAAGUGAACUUCGAACAAUUGUAUCAGAUCCAGCUCCAGAUAGUGUUCCAAGAUCAUAUGCUCCUCCACCACCAACACCAGUAUCACCAGCGAUGAGUCGAUAUGAAGAAACUGUUAUUACAACAACCACUGCUUUAAUCAGCAACAAAUCUGAUGAUGAGAUUGUUAUUCCAACUGCUGAAGAUUCAGAGCCUGAAGUUAAAACUCCUGAACCAAUUCCAGAAAACACAUAUAAUAAGGAAUUUGAGCCAGAAGAGAAGGAAGAAAUCAACAGAUUGAAAAAAGAAAAAGAAGAGGAGGAAUUGAGAAGGCGAAAAGAAAUUGAAGAACAGAAGGAGAUUCUUCAAAGAGAACUUGAGGAAAAACGAAAACAACAAGCUGAUGAAACCUAUGAGCAAUUCAAAAAAUUAUAUGAUCGAACAAUCAAAGUGAAUACACAAGAAGAAUGGUCAACUACAACUAGAAGAAGAGAUCGAUCACUUCCACCAACAACAACUUCAUCAAAUGUUAGUUUCUGAAAGUAUUCUUUGUUCUCUAUUGAACUCGUGAAAAAAAAUGAGCAAAAAAAAACUAGGGAUUUUUUCUCCAUUUGAUUAUUAUCAUGUCCUGCCUCUUUUGUGUCAUUAAGCAUCUUUAGUACCAAAAUCAAAAACGUAUUUAAAUCGGCACCGAUAACAUUUCUUCGCAUUUUCUGUUUUUUCUUUUUUUUUUUAUUUGGAGUGGGAGUUGAUACGGUAUUAAGAGAAUUGCUGAUUUUUUUUUGAAAUUUCAGUUAGAAACACCAAAAAUGAGUGCAGGAUAUGGAAUCUCUGGUUCUCAUUCAUCUCACGUUGUAAGUUUUUAGGCUGUAGAAUUAGAAUCAAGAACUAUCAUAAAAUGUUUCCAUAAGUAAACAACUUUUUUUAGGUUGAGACUGUUGAAUCAUCUCAUCAAUACGUCAGAGGAGCAACUGAAGUAGUAAGAGUAGAAAUAUUUAGUGGAAAAAAUCACAUUCAAAUUUAGGGAUCAAAUCUCUACUCAGCAUAUGACUCAAUUCGCGGAAGAUCUUCAUCAAGAAAUGCUGAUCGACUUGCUUCUGCCGAUGUUCGUUCGAUUUCAGAAGGUAAACAAAAAGGGGUUGUUUCUUAUCAGUAGUUUUUUUCUGAAAAAAGGAGUGGAAUUCCAAUUACGACCAAUUACUGAUAAUUGAAAAAUGGGCGGGCGGGACUGAGAGCGAAAUAUAAAAAACGGUGUGCUCGAAUUUUAUCAGUUCUUGAUUUUUGAGCACUCUCAAAAAAUUAUGUCGACUUAUUACCAACAAUAUUCAGGACGCACCUAUAAUGCUUAUGGAACAAGUGGAUAUGGUCAAAUCCAAAGUGGUUUCACCACUGGUGGCGGAGCUAUUUGCACCAGCCAUAUUCGUGAUGCUCGUGAACGUGAGAAGAGAGAAAUUGGAAUGUUGAAUGAUCGCUUGGCCGAUUAUAUCGAAAAGGUUUGUUCUUUAAUAAAUAAAUAAAAUGAGGUUUUCUCAUUUUUUUUGUUUUUCUAGGUUCGAUUCCUUGAAGCCCAAAACCGUCUUCACAGCACUGACAUUGAACAUCUCAGAAACGGAUUCAAAGGACAAGGUUCAAUUUCUGGACUUUUUGAACAUGAAGUCAGAGUGAGUUUGAUUGUACAAAAAUAAUAUGUAUGUAUAUUUGUGCACAUAUAUUUUAUCACUCUUUGAAAAAAGGCAAGAAAAUUGAAAAAAUGCCUAAAUUCUUUGUUUGAUAAGAUAACAUUGCAUUGUUUCAGCAAUCGAAAACUGUUAUCGAACAAAUUGUCAGCCAAAGAGCCCAAUUUGAACGUGAAGCUGGAACAUUGACUGCUCAAAUUGAAGAACUCAAAGGAAAACUUUCGGAUGCUAUCGGAAACAUCAAGGGACAUCGCACAAACUUUGAUGUUGAUUUGGAGCGUUUGGCUCAACUCGAAGCUGAAAUCGCUUUGACCAAGAGAAAGAUCAACAUUGUUGAAGAAGAUGUUAUCAGAGUUCGAAGAGAAAAUGACAAUGUUCUCAGAGAUAUUAGCCGUAUCCGUGGACUUAUUCAUCAUGAAGCCGCUGGAAAGAACGAGCAAAGUCUCAGAGUUCAAGAUUUACUUCACCGUAUCAACGGAUUGAAGACUGAGAACAGCUCUAAGAUUGAUGUCGAACUUGAAUUCAUCAGACGUGACACCACUUCCGAGAACCGUGAUUACUUCAGACGUGAACUCCAAGCUGCCAUGCGUGAUAUCCGUGCCGAUUAUGAAGCUGUAAGUGUUAAACUAUCAUCAUAUUUAAGGUUUCAUAUUUUCAGAGAUCUCAUGCUACCCGCGUUGAACUCGAAACUUGGUAUCGCACUACCAUUAGCAAAUAUCAACACGUCGCAAGACCAGUUGAAAACCGUGAACAACUCCUUGAGAUUCGCAACACCCUCAUCAGUGUCAAACAACAUUUGUCACAAGUUGAAAACAGAGUGAGUCAGAAACAAAAAAAUGUGUUAUUUUAGUUAUAAACUUUUUUAGAACCUCCUUCUCCAAAGACAAAUCGAAGAUUUGUCCCUUCAACUUACCAGCGAUCACAAGGAAUAUGAAAUUGGAUUGCAAGAAAAGGAUGCGUUGAUUGCCAAGAUCAGAGAGCAAAGUCAAGAAUUGGUUAUUCAAAUGGAGAAAUUGUGUGAAAACGAAAUUGUGAGUUCUUCAAAAAUAUAUUUGAGAUAAUCAACUAUUUUAUUUGCAGACCCUCCGUGCUGAAAUCGAAAGAUACCGCAAUCUCCUCAAUGGAGCCAACGUUACCACUUAUGUAUCUCAAGGAUAUGCAUCAACUCCUUCUCGCACACGAGUUAUUGAAACAACAACCACAACUCACUCGUCAUCAAACUCUCAAUACUCUGGAAUUGGAGCUUCAGCUGUCCAUCAAAUCGGAAGUGGAGUUGGAAGCGUCUUAGGAGGCGGUUCGUAUACAGCAUUACAUCAUUCAUCUCACCAUUCAACUUCCCAUUAGUUGCAUUUCUUUUGACUUUUGAAUGGUUUUUUGUGUUCUAAUAUCAAUUUUCAAGCAGCUUCUUGUCCAAUUGUGAUAUAUUUACCUUUGAAAUGUUAUAACCGUAUAUAUCUUUCAUUCAUUCAUUCACCAAUUACUCAAAAUUCACAAAAAUUACACUAAACAUCUAAUUUUUAGAGCCGAUCUUGAUUAGUUAGCAAUUUGAAAGUCGCUUUCCUUUGUUGUUUUUUUUUCUUUCAAAGUGUUGUUAAUACAAUACCAAUCGUCAUUUCCUAUUGUCUUUCUGUUAAGAUAAUUGUGAUUUGACACAUGGGAUUGUCGAUCACAAUUUUCUGACUGUCAUUGUUAUCGUUGCUUUCUAGAAUUUGUUGAUAUUUUAUGUGAAUUUUAUUGUUUCAAACUAAUAAAUGCUAAUCAAGAUCUGGUUUUGUUUUUGGUUUUUGAACUACAAUUUUUAUAAACAGAAUGAGAAGCACGAAUAAAGAUAUGAAUGAAUCUACCUUUGUUCGUUAUUUUCAAACAUUUUGAUGUUAAAUAUUCAAUUUCAAACCACUAAUUGUAAAUAGGUAUUUUUCUAGCGGGCACACAAAAACCUGACCGAAUUCACGAUGAACAAAGUGAAGAUGAGAACGGUAGACAAUAUCAUAGUUGGUACAAGGGAACAAUCCGCGUCAAGGUUGUUUAUUCAAAUCUUGACAAAAAUCUUCAAUUUCAAAAUUUCAGACAGUGACACCAGAUUAUAUUGAGCUUGAAAAUAUUUGCAAGAUUCGUCUUGUUGAUGUUGGAGGAUUCAGAGUUGAACAUCGUGUGAAUGGAGUUCUUCAAGGAAGUGUGACUAUCAAUCAAUCUUUGGUUCUUUCUCCAAAACAAACAUUGAGGGUAAUAAAAUUGAUAUAUCAACAAAAAUGCAAUUUGAAAAAUCGAAUUUUUUCCAGAUUUUCACAUCUAGCCAUGCUUCAUUGAAUGGUGAAUUCAUUAUCAAUGUUCGUCAAUUCGAUGCUUCAAUCAAUUCAAGAACAUCAAUCUUUAAUGCCACUGAACCAAACGAGGAACGCGGAUGGUUCAUUUAUUUGUCUUAA